Solea senegalensis (Senegalese sole) is the source of this 2412-nucleotide messenger RNA. RefSeq names its product aldehyde dehydrogenase 7 family, member A1 (gene aldh7a1). The coding region runs from base 89 to 1717 and encodes 542 amino acids. NCBI's taxonomy places the organism in Eukaryota, Metazoa, Chordata, Actinopteri, Pleuronectiformes, Soleidae. Gene Ontology annotation, molecular function: aldehyde dehydrogenase (NAD+) activity. The transcript is spliced from 2 exons. The record is from RefSeq and is a predicted model, not a curated record.
CUAUCGGAAAUGCAAAAGAAAGAAGAACAUCGAGACUUUGGAAAUCGAGGAGUGGACGUGGCCUCCGAGCACCUGAUAUCAACCAUCCAUGCAGCGCUGCCUCACUCUGACUUUUGCCCGGCGCAGCAGGCUCUUUUUGAGAAAUAAAUUUGUAACGGUCCACUGCCAGCAGACAGCAGCCAUGUCGAGUCUCCUCAUCAACCAGCCCAAAUACUCCUGGCUGAAAGAGCUCGGCCUGUCUGAGGACAACCCCGGUGUUUACAAUGGCAGCUGGGGAGGUAGUGGAGAGGUCAUCACAUCAUACUGCCCUGCCAACAACGAGCCAAUUGCCAGAGUGACCCAGGCAACUUUGGGGGAGUACGAAGAAACUGUCCAGAAGGCGAAGGAGGCUUGGAAGGUUUGGGCGGACAUCCCUGCUCCAAAAAGAGGGGAGAUUGUGAGGCAGAUUGGUGACGCACUAAGAAAGAAGAUCAAGGUCCUCGGGAGCCUGGUGUCUCUAGAAAUGGGUAAAAUUUAUGUUGAGGGAGUGGGUGAGGUUCAGGAAUACGUUGAUGUUUGUGACUAUGCUGUGGGUCUUUCUAGAAUGAUUGGUGGUCCCAUCUUGCCCUCUGAAAGACCAGGCCAUGCUCUGCUCGAACAGUGGAACCCCGUUGGUCUGGUCGGCAUUAUCACCGCCUUCAACUUCCCCGUAGCAGUGUAUGGCUGGAACAAUGCCCUCGCUCUGACCUGUGGCAAUGUUUGCCUUUGGAAAGGAGCUCCAACCACCCCUCUCACAAGUGUUGCAGUCACUAAGAUUGUGGCUGAGGUGCUGGAGCAGAACAACCUGCCUGGUGCAAUCUGCUCUAUGACCUGUGGAGGUGCCGAUAUUGGUUCUGCUAUGGCAAAGGACGAGCGUGUGGAUCUGGUGUCAUUCACUGGCAGCACUCAUGUUGGCAAGAUGGUGGCCAUGACGGUGCAAGAAAGGUUUGGUCGCAAUCUGCUGGAGCUGGGCGGAAACAAUGCUAUAAUUGUGUUUGAAGAUGCUGACCUAAAUCUUGUGGUGCCGUCUGCUGUAUUUGCAUCUGUGGGAACUGCUGGUCAGCGCUGUACCACAACCAGGAGGCUGAUUCUGCACGAGAGUGUUCAUGAUGCAGUGGUUGAGAGGGUCACCAAAGCUUACAAACAAGUCCGCAUUGGAGACCCCUGGGAUCCCAACACCCUGUAUGGGCCACUGCACACCAAACAAGCAGUGGAUCAGUACUUGGCAGCUAUUGAGCAGGCCAAGCAACAGGGCGGCACUGUGGUCUGUGGUGGAAAGGUGAUGGACCGUCCUGGCAACUAUGUGGAGCCCACCAUUAUCACUGGACUGGCUCACGACGCUCCCAUCGUCCAGACAGAAACAUUCGUCCCCAUCCUCUAUGUCCUCAAGUUCAAGACAGAAGAGGAAGCCUUUGCCUGGAACAAUGAGGUCAAGCAGGGUCUUUCCAGCAGCAUCUUCACCAAAGAUAUGGGCCGGGUUUUCCGCUGGCUGGGGCCCAAAGGAUCGGAUUGCGGCAUUGUGAAUGUCAACAUUCCUACAAGCGGAGCAGAGAUCGGAGGAGCAUUCGGUGGGGAGAAACACACUGGAGGUGGAAGGGAGUCUGGCAGUGACUCAUGGAAGCAGUACAUGAGGCGUUCAACAUGCACAAUAAACUACAGCAAAGAUCUUCCUCUGGCUCAGGGAAUCAAGUUUGAGUGAGGUUUCGGGUUUAAACAUGUUUAAGCGUCAGUGUGGAGCAAAAGAAUAGCACUUAAUGUGUCUAGGGAGCCAAGUGUUGCCUAAUAAAUGCAAGACUUCCUUUUGUUGUUGCUCUUUUGAAAAGCUUUACAGAUCAUAUCUAUUUCUCUGGUAGUGAGUCUUAAAUAUUAAUCUCAGAAAUUUGGAAACUAGUUUUGUAGAUGAGGUCAAAUACUGUUCCCCUAUGGUGUGUACUUUUCUUCAUGAGGGUUUGGGUACAAGGUUACUGUAAUAAAAACUUAACAAUAUAAAUCUUACCACUGUUUCAGAAGAACAACCAGACUAGACAUGUAGCAAUUCUUAAUGUGACAGUCAGUUAAGAGGCAGAUUUUUUGACAAUAGUUAAUGUAUUAACAGAAAGACACCUUAGCUUGCAAAUCAAAGUCCCUGUAGUACAAACAGCAUUUCACCACACUGUUUGAAAGAAAUCAUAUUAAGGGCUCCAGGAUCAUAAAAAAACAAACAAAUGCAUGUUUAUGGAAGGUGGCUGUUAAAGCUCCUGCUGAGGGUAACUUGACACUAUCAGAAAUUACUGAAGGUAUUAAAAGGAUUGUGUGUUGUGGCUGAUUAGUGCAGUUGUUUGCAUCUGAAGUGCCAUUGAAGUCACAAUGUGCUUGUCAGCCUGACUAGCAAAUAAUAAAGGUUCUCUGUCGAUA